Molecule: messenger RNA, 570 nt
Organism: Leptopilina heterotoma
Lineage: Eukaryota; Metazoa; Arthropoda; Insecta; Hymenoptera; Figitidae
Gene: ND-B18
Product: NADH dehydrogenase [ubiquinone] 1 beta subcomplex subunit 7
Exons: 3
Coding region: 93-473 (126 amino acids)
Cellular component (GO): mitochondrion
Source: RefSeq, a predicted model, not a curated record
GAACGCACCUUUAUAGUUUAGUACGGGACACAAAAAAAGAUUCCAAGAAUUGUUAUUAUUUUUUAAUUGUCUCUUCUUCAAAGAUACAUAAAAUGGGUUCAAAUUGGACGAGAACAUAUUUCACCCAUCAAGAUACAAUGCCUAAAGCAUUGGCACCACCAACUUUUGAUCCUUUGAUGGGAUUUCCAAAUGGUAGAAAAGAAAGAGUUAUGGUUGCUACAACGCAAGAAUUAAGAGCAAAUAAUGUGCCACAACAAUUUCGUGAUUAUUGUGCUCAUUUCUACAUUGCGCUGGAAGCAUGUCGUGCACGUAAUAUGCCAUUUGUUCUAAGAUGCAAUCCAGAAAAAGAUAAACUUCAACAAUGCAUAGUGGACGAUUGGGUUAUGCGAAUGAAGGAAUAUGAAAGAGAGCGCCGACUUUUAGAGAGGAAGAAGAGACGAUCAAAUAGUACACAGGAAGCUGAAGCUGCUUAAAGUUACUCCUUUGUAGAUACUUACUAUGAUUGUUAUUCGCAACUUAGAAAUUGUAAGAAUACCUUAUGUUUAUUGUAAAUAAAUUAUAAAUAAAUUA